AUGGAUAGUAAAGUGAAUAUCAAUGAUUUUAAAUGUUCAGAUCAUAAAAGAGUAUUAGAGUUGAUAUGUCACGAGUGUAAUAAGUUGUUGUGUUCAAGAUGCUCUGCCAAUCAUAACAAGGAUGUUGAACACUCUAAUUAUCUUGAACAUAUCGAUGAUAUUAGACUGGAACUAAAUCAAGUAUUAAAAGAAAUUAAUAAUUCCAACAAUAAUGACAAUGGUGAUAAUAAUAAUGAGAUGUCAGCAUGUACCGAUGUACCGACAAAAGAUUCGUUCGAUUCAACAUACAAACCAAAGAAAUAA
Molecule: messenger RNA, 303 nt
Organism: Heterostelium album PN500
Lineage: Eukaryota; Evosea; Eumycetozoa; Acytosteliales; Acytosteliaceae
Exons: 2
Coding region: 1-303 (100 amino acids)
Molecular function (GO): zinc ion binding
Source: RefSeq, a predicted model, not a curated record